CUCCCCGCGCUUGCUUCCCGCGAAAUCCCCAUCGGCAUCCAUCCCCCCAAACCAUCGAUUUCCCUCCGUCCUCUACUCUCAUCUUCCCAAUCCCCCUCGGGCGGAGGAAUUCCUUCCCGAUUCGCGCCGGAUCUAAUCCGACCGGGGACCCCGAAACCUAGCAGCACCCGGUCACCGACCUCGCGAUGGCGCCGCUGUCGUGGCGGCACCACACCCUGCUGCAGGCGCUGCUCACCCGCGGGCCCCUCUCCGAGCGCGACUUCCACGCCGUCUUCGCCGCCGUCUCCGGCAAGAACCCCGGUAAGCCACCUGCUCAGCUCCUCUCCUCCCUUUAUGCGUCGUAUAUAAAGUGCUCGACGAAAUGCUCCUGCGCCAUGCCCGCUUGGGCCGCCGCGCCGGCUCCACCUGCACGGGAGGGCUGGAGGUUCGAGCACCCUGAGUGGGGUCAAAAGGGUAGCCUGGGGUGGGGGUGGGGUAAAAGAGUCGUGGACAUGGGAUGGGGGGCCGGCCUUUGUUACUGCUCAACAGGGGGGAUGCAGAGGCAAGCAGCAGCUUACAGUGCAAGCCACUCCGCCGCCCCCUUCUCCUUCCAGAGUACGCAACGCAACGGCCAACCCAUCCUUCACUGCAUAUAUCUGCUAGUGCUGGGCUAUCUUCCAAGCGAGAGGGAGCAGCCGGAGCAUGGCGCCCUUGCCUUGGCGCCAGCGCCAUCACACCCUGCUGCAGGCUCUCCUCUCCCGCGGCCCCCUUGCCGAGCCCGACUUCCACGCAGUCUUCGCUGCUGUCUCUGACAGGGACCCUGCAACUCAUCAACAACUGUUCAAUGAUACACUUCUCAAGAUCAACAAGGAACUCGCAUUUCUGCAGUUUGAGUUGCGAGCAUGCAUAAACCAGUAUGAUGGAAUGGUGUACUACGGAGUGGCUAAUAGCAUUGCUGACGAAGAAUCAAAGCUUGGGACAAAGUAUUCUGUGCCCCAGAUUGCAUUCUACAAGGGACUGUUAGAAGCAAUUGUUCAGGAAGCUGGAAAUGAUGGGAGCAUAACCAGUAUUGACGCUCUCAAUGUCCGGCUGGACAACCAGGUCAUAAUUGUAGGCGGUUCACAGGACAGCCAAUCUCUUCUUCCUACUUCCAUAAAGAACUUCUCACUUAGCCAGAAAGAGAAAACCCUGGAUGAGCUGAUACGGGAUCGUUGGUUGUCAUACACCUCCACAGGCAAGAUUGGUCUGGGCACCAGAUCAUUUCUUGAUCUCCGAAGCUGGUUCUGUGGUAAUGACAUCCCAUCAUGUGUGGUCUGUAACGAAGCUUGUAUAAAGGCAUCAAGUUGUCCCAAUGAGGAAUGCAAUGUAAGAAUUCACGAGUACUGUCUGAGGAAGAAAUUUUCACAGCGAAAGGCUUCAAGAGCUUGUCCCGGUUGCAGUACUGAAUGGCCCCGCCAGGAUGGUGAAGCCAAUUGCGAUGAUGAUGUGAAUGAGCCUGGUGAGGAUGAAGCCCCUUCAGCUAACCAUUCAUCAAGGAAGAGGCGCAAGCAAGUCAAAGCCGAGCUGGUGGAAGAAAAUAACAACGCAGGCCCAUCAACAGCAGUGCCUAGGAGUAGGACCCUUCGACGUGCUAAAGCUGAAGCGGUUGAGGCUGCUCAAGAGGCGUCUUCUGCAGGAGCUUCGCAGGCAACCAGGACUUCGAAAAGAAGGAAGAAGUGAUGCUGCUGUCUAAUGAAUGAUAGGUAGUGAGAUUGGCAGGCUCUCUCUUAUGUCUGUACAUAUGGAAGCUGGUGUGUAAUGGUAGUAGAUAAGAUGGCUAUUUUGAAGCGGCAAUGCUGCAGCUUCUAAUGCUGGCAGGCCUUAAGAUGAUGGUGUUAGAAACUCCUAGAGAUUAUUUAUCUGACAGUUUAUCAAUCUAGCUGGACGGGUACACUUUAUUGGUUUGGAAGCGGAGAACCUAUCUGAGCACUGAAGCAUGUUGAAGUCGGUUUCAAGCAUGUUAUUUUGAUAU
Messenger RNA from Panicum virgatum (switchgrass), 1990 nucleotides. Its product is annotated as non-structural maintenance of chromosomes element 1 homolog. The record is from RefSeq and is a predicted model, not a curated record. Gene Ontology annotation, biological process: double-strand break repair via homologous recombination; DNA damage tolerance. Lineage: Eukaryota; Viridiplantae; Streptophyta; Magnoliopsida; Poales; Poaceae. Gene Ontology annotation, cellular component: nucleus; Smc5-Smc6 complex. Bases 682 to 1698 code for a protein of 338 amino acids. The transcript is spliced from 6 exons. Gene Ontology annotation, molecular function: ubiquitin-protein transferase activity.